Messenger RNA from Anguilla anguilla (European eel), 3792 nucleotides. RefSeq names its product spire-type actin nucleation factor 2 (gene spire2). Gene Ontology annotation, molecular function: actin binding. The transcript has 15 exons. Gene Ontology annotation, biological process: establishment of meiotic spindle localization; intracellular transport; cleavage furrow formation. Gene Ontology annotation, cellular component: cytoplasmic vesicle membrane; cell cortex. Lineage: Eukaryota; Metazoa; Chordata; Actinopteri; Anguilliformes; Anguillidae. Bases 410 to 2677 code for a protein of 755 amino acids. The record is from RefSeq and is a predicted model, not a curated record.
UGAGGCUGCGCUGCAGAAGACCGCACGCAGUCAGAUUCACACACAAGACAGUUCCCUCUCAUAAAACAAACACACGCACCGCGCUGUCUGGGAGCGUCCUCCCAGUAUCCAUCUCCCUCCGUUUCGCCGCAGGACGUUUCUGCGGUUAUUGCGUAUGCACGUUUGCCCUGUUCUCCUGGCCAGAAGGAACUGUCUGCGUCGCGUCAGGUUUGUCUUCCUGCCCGCCUCCUCUGUACCCGCUGCUGCUGAUUGACAUUCCUGCAGAUCAAAGAUUGCUUCCAUUUGCUGUUAUGGAAACUCGCAGCUGCGGCAGUUGCGCUGGCUUGCUGUGAAACGGAAAAGUGGAUGGGAGAGAACAGACCAUGACUCUGGAGCGGUCCUCGUGAAGAAUGGGGAUACAUAUGCAAUCAUGGCCAGAUCAGCAAACGGCAGAGCCACUGAUGGGGACUCUCGGGUGUCAGCCCCGCCGGACCGGGCCGAGGUCCGGGACUUGUCCGACCCAAGGGAGCUGUCUUUAGAAGAAGUGCUGAAAUCCUACGAGCAGCCCAUUAACGAAGAGCAGGCGUGGGCGGUGUGUUACCAAUGCUGCAGCGGGCUGUGCGAGCCGCUCCUGGCGGCGGAGACCAGAUUCUCCCGAGUGAAGGAUCCGUCCUCUAUCCUCUUGUACAGAGAUGGGACAGUGUCCUUGCAGAAAGAGCCAAGCAUCAACAAUGACGACGACAGGAGGCCUCACCCACUUCCUGUGCCAGAACGUCAGAUGGUGCAGUCCCUGGGCGUGGCUAUCUACCGUGCGCUGGACUGGGGACUGGAUGAGAGUGAGGAGCGGGAGCUGUGCCCCCAGCUGGAGCGGCUCAUUGAGCGCAUGGCUGGGGGGGAGGCUGGCAACGGCACCGCAGACGAGGGUUACAGCGGCCAGGAGGAAGAGGAGGAGGAAGAUGAGGAAGAAGGAGCGCUGCGUGCGGUGUGCUCCUUCCGUCAGGUGAUGGCGCUAUGCGCCUCCCGCCUGGCCAACCCAGCGCUGGCCCCGGAGCACUACCAGGCCGUCUGCCGCGCCCUCUUCGUGGAGACCCUGGAACUGCAGACCUUCCUCGCCAAGAUUCGAGAUGCCAAAGAGAUGCUGAAGAAGAUCCGAACUGAGGAGCCGCUGGAGGACAGGUGCACUGCUGAACUGGACGCCCUGAAACACACAGACUGGGCCCGUAUCUGGGUGCAGCUGAUGAGAGAGCUGAGGCAGGGGGUGAAGCUGAAGAAGGUCCAGGAGCAGCAGUUUGACCCCCUCCCCACAGAGUUCCGCCUCACGCCCUUUGAGAUGCUCAUGCAGGAUAUCCGCGCCCGCAAGUUCCAGCUGCGCAAGGUCAUGGUGGAUGGUGAUAUCCCCACGAGGGUAAAGCAAGACGCCCACGAGCUUAUUUUGGACUUCAUCAGGUCACGCCCUCCACUCAAACCUGCGUCAGAGCGGAGUCUCCGCCCCCCUCUGCAGGAGCAGCAGUCCCUGCACGAGCGCAUCCUGGCGGAGAUCAAGCAGGAGCACCAGCUGAGGCCCGUGGAGCCGCCCAGCUCCAAGAGAACAUUCGGCUCCCUGCCAUGUCUGCUCCACACCUGCCCGUGUGAUGUGAAGUCCACUUCCUGUAUCGACUUGUCAAUCAUGGAUAAUGGUGCCCGCCCCCCUUCCCGUCCUCGGGUUUUACUCAAAGCUCCAACUCUAGCCGAAAUGGAAGAGAUGAAUAUAUUUGAGGAGGAAGAGUCCCCGGACAGCACGGACCUCCGGCGGGUUGAGAGCUCUCCCACCCCUCUGAAGAGAGACCGGUCGUUCUCGGAGCACGACCUGGCCGAGCUGAGGGGAGAGCUGCUGCCCUCGCUGUCGGAGUCGGCCCAGCUGGGCGGAGCCGUUGUGCGGAGGGCCGAGCGCCCGCGAGCGCGCACCCUGGGAGGGGCGGGGCCACCCCCACUGCACAGAGCCUCUCUCCCAGUGCAAGGCUGGAUGCCCCCCUCACCAGGGCUCCUCUGUGCCCCACGGGGCUCCCUCAGUGCUGUGGAGGAGAGGGUAGAAGUGAAGGAGGUUGGGUCUCCAAACCAGGAGAGCUAUAAACCCCAAUGGAUGGAGGAGUUCAGUCACCCUGUGGAGAGUCUGGCCCUAACAGUAGAUGAGGUCAUCAAUGUGCGCCGUGUGCUGGUGAAGGCCGAAAUGGAGAAGUUCCUGCAAAGUAAAGACCUGUACAACAACCUGCGGAAGGGCAAGGUGUGUUGUUGCUGUAAAAUAAAGUUCCCUCUCUUCUCUUGGCCAUCAACUUGCCUGCUGUGUAAAAGGUCUGUCUGUGGAUCCUGCAGUGCCAAGAUGAAGAUCCCCUCCAAGAAGAUGGCACACAUCCCAGUUUACACUGUGGGGUUUGAGAGCAGCGGUAGCAGCCUCACUCGCAGAAGCGAGCUGUUUAAGUCAGUGCGGAGCCUCUCUCAGCGUUCCGUGGAGGAGGAGUUUCCUCACCUGUACGCACACGGCUGCAGCCUGAGGGACGUGUGCGGCGACUGCUCCAAGUUCGUGGCCGACGUGAUCUCCUCCAGCCGCCGCAGCCUGGACCUCCUCAACAACACGCCCAAGAGAGAGAGGGCUCCGCCCUCGCAACACCGGCAGCCGAGCGCGUCGCCGCGCCCAAACACCUCGGGCAGGAAGUACAUGUAGAGAGAUGACUGACGGGCGGCGUCCCCUCCCCCAAUGGAAUAUUCCUUCAUGUGUUGUGUGGGGGUUGAAGAGACACAUGCCUUAUCACAUAGCUCCUUCCCCCCUUCACCCCCCACCCCCACUACUCACACCCUGCUAACUGCACACCUGAGACUGUGAUAGUAUUGAGGGAGAUGGUCAAAAAGACAGGGGGAGGAGUUUAGACAGAGGGAGGAGCCAAAAGACACAUGUCUGGACAUGCUGAGGGGUAGGGAAGAGCCAAGAGUGAUAUAAUGGAUGGAGCUGAGAGACUGCAGACCUAGCUGAGACACAGAGUGGGAGGAACCAAGAUGGUGGGAGGAACCAAGAUGGUGGGACGAAGUAGAGGUUUGGUUGCCACUGAUUUUGAAUGUAUUUUUUCUUGUAAAAACCAUAAACCCUUUCCAAGCUGACACUUCCCAUGUCCUCAGCCGGCUCUAUCUUCACAAUUGGCAAUUUCACAUAAUCAUGCCAAAUUAGCCAUGGAAAUCCAGAGUAAGCUAGGCAAACAGGAAGUCACGACAUGAGGUGAGGUGAGGGGAGGGGGGGGGGGCGGGGAGGGAGAGAGAGAGAAAAAGAGAGAGAGAGGUUUGGACGCCAGAUGCUUUCGCUGUACUGAAAUCAAGGACACUCCCAUACAGCCCACCACCCGCCCCCCCGACUCCCAGCCUCUCACUGCCGGCAGAGACCAGCAGGCUGGUUCCAGCGCACAGGAAAUGCACCAGUGGAACUGCCUAUUAGAAAAGGGAUCUUGCUUCCUCUCGGCUGAUGCUGCAGGCCGAUACCGUUUCCAGAAUGUUCUGAAGUGCACAGUAAUGGGAUUUCAUGUCCACGGUGUUUUCCUGCUGCUGGUGGUGUGGCGACGGGACUGUACGGAUGUCACAGGGCGGGCAGGCCGGCCUGGGGAGGCUCGGGGUGAGCCCAGCAUCUGGCGCUGGUUCUGAGUGAGUGCUCUCUCACACCAGUCCUCAUCUUUUCUGCCUCGUGGCCGUGUGUGACCUCCCCCUCCUCUCCCUGGAGCCCCUUUCACCCUGCCCAACCCCCCCCCCCCCCCCAGACCUUGUUCUGACCAAUUUUGUUGUUAAACACUCAAUAAA